GGCCGGCCGGGAUCGCGGCCGAACCGAAAACCGAACCGAACGGGCGCCGACAUCGCACCCACAUCCCGAGCGAAGCAGAGCCGCCCUGGCUGAGCCGAGAGACGGAGCUGUCAGAGCUGCCAGAGCCCGGGUCAUUUUGCACGGCCAGAGGGAUUCCCGGGAAGCCCAUCUUCAUAUCCCCGGGCAGAAUCCACUGCUGUGGGCAGGGCUGAGGGCAGAGCUGCGGACAGCGUCCUUCAGCUUCCCUCCAGCCAUGGGAGAGGCCUUGCAGGGACACCCAGGUGCCCUCCUGCUGCUCAGGAGCUGCUGCCACGCCCGGGGAGCUGCCAGUGGCCAUGCUCAAUGCAAGAUGACCCUCACCACCACCACCACCAGCGUGGCCCAGGCUUUCUUCUGCCUCCUGCUCUGCAUCCCCUGGGGCAGCUCCUGCCCCCCCAGCUGCCAGUGCACGGAGCGGGCCGGGGCCAAGGCUGUCCUCUGCAGCUCCCAGCACCUGCAGGAGAUCCCCAAGGACAUCCCCAGAGACGUGGUGCUCCUCAAGCUGGAUGCCAACAGCAUCACCAGGAUCCCCAGCAACGCCUUCAGGCACCUCUCCCACCUGGAGGAAAUCGACCUGUCCGGGAACGCCAUCGAGAAGAUCGACAGGGCGGCUUUCAGAGGGGUGGCGGCGGGGCUGCGGAGCCUCGACCUCUCCGGCAACCGCAUCCGCAGCAUUCCCAAGGAGGCGCUGCUCGCUCUCGGCGCCAAGCUCCGCCUGGCCAACAACCCCUGGCACUGCGAGUGCGCCCUGCAGGAGGUGCUCUGGGAGGCGCGGCUGGACCCCGACUCCGUGCGGGACAUCACCUGCCACACGGCCCCGCGGCAGGAGUACGUGGGCAAGCCGCUGCUCCAGGUGCUGCACGCCGGCGCCAACUUCUGCAGCGUGCGCCAGAGGAGCACGGACGUGGCCGUGCUGGUCACCAUGUUCGGCUGGUUCGCCAUGCUCGUUAUCUAUGUCAUCUGCUACGUGCGCCACAACCGGGAGCGCUCCUGCGGCCACCGGGAGAACCCGCCGGCACUGUCGGGCGCCCGGGGCCGUGCAGAGACCUCCAGCACCGCCCUGUAGUGAGGGAUGGCUGCCAGCUUCCAGCAUCUUCACAGGAAACCCAUGGCAGAGACCUCCAGCACCACCCUGUAGUGAGGGAUGGCUGCCAGCUUCCAGCAUCUUCACAGGAAACCCAUGGUAGAGAGCACCAGCACCUCCCCAAAGGGCAGGGCUGGGUGCCAGCUUCAGGUUUAUCCACAGGGAAUCCAUGGCAGAGACCUCCAGCACCACCCUGUAGUAAGGGCUGGGUGCCAGCUUCCAGCAUCCUCUCGGUUUGGAAAGACAGGUGUCUGCUAAGGAAGGCAGGAGCCUCCCCUGAAAUGAAGAAUGUAAACCCUCCCCACCCCUCUGAAUUGCUAUGAAUUUGAAAUUAAGGGGGUCUCAGGCAAAAAAAAUAUGGGAGCAGGAAAUAAUAGUUCUUUAAUAGGGAAGAGAAAUAAAAGGAUAAAAAAACCAAUGCAGUAAACUAGAA
This is a messenger RNA of Serinus canaria (Common canary), 1556 nucleotides long. It is a transcript of the gene LRRC3, whose product is annotated as leucine rich repeat containing 3. The record is from RefSeq and is a predicted model, not a curated record. The coding region runs from base 254 to 1105 and encodes 283 amino acids. Lineage: Eukaryota; Metazoa; Chordata; Aves; Passeriformes; Fringillidae. Gene Ontology annotation, molecular function: protein binding. The transcript has 3 exons.